Molecule: messenger RNA, 1389 nt
Organism: Aspergillus welwitschiae
Lineage: Eukaryota; Fungi; Ascomycota; Eurotiomycetes; Eurotiales; Aspergillaceae
Product: cytochrome and DOMON domain-containing protein
Exons: 2
Coding region: 1-1389 (462 amino acids)
Source: RefSeq, a predicted model, not a curated record
AUGAAGUGGCUCAAUCUCCUCCCCAUAGCCUUAGGGCUAGCCAACGCAAGCAUCAUCUCCUUCUCCCCCCCGACCAACCCAGACAUCAUCUACAGCCUCACCAUCCCCAACACCACGACCCUCUCCACCCCAGGUCCCAUCUACAUCCAAAUCACCGCCCCAACCUCCAUCCAAUGGGUCGGCCUCGGCCAAGGCGCUCAAAUGACCGGCGCCAACAUGUUCAUCCUGUACACCUCGUCAUCCACCAAAAUAACCCUCUCCCCGCGCUCCGGCCUCGGCCACUUCGAACCCCAAUACACAAGCAACACCCAAAUCACCAUGCUCCCGGGCACCGGCAUCUCCGCCAUCAACUCCACCACCGCCGCCCUCACCAACAGCUCAUCCUCCUCUGACAACACCAGAACAACCAUGACGGCCAACUUCCGCUGCGACAACUGUCUCACCUGGCAAGACGGCACCGGCACGAUGAACCCCAAGGACCCUAACUUCCCAUUCAUCUGGGCCUAUCGCGAGGGCGUCCCCAUCAACUCGGCGGCCAUGGACGCGGACAUCUCAAUCCACGACGACAUGGGUGGUAUCCAAGUCGACCUCACUCGGGCAGGUAUGCCCCCGCAACCUAACACCUCCAAUACCGAGGACGACCAAAUAAACCCCUUCACCAACUAUAACCCAGCUACGGACUCCGUCCCCGUACAAGCCCCCAGCACACCUACCUCCCCGCUCCCCAACCUUACUAAAAUGACGCAUAUCCUCAUCACCCACGCUACGCUGAUGUCCCUCUCCUUCGUGCUCUUCUACCCGCUCGCUGCUCUGCUCAUGCCACUCCCCUUAUCCCUCCCUGUCUCGAAGUUCCAGCUCCACAUGCCACUCCAGAUCUUCACGAUGCUCAUGACGCUUGCUGGCUUCGGAUGCGGAAUUUACCUCGCGUAUGAGACGGGGCAGUUGAAGACGGCGCACCCUAUCCUGGGGAUUAUUGUGGUCGGGGUGUUGGUGCUGUUUCAGCCGGCGAUGGGGUGGUUGCAGCAUUGGGGGUUCUUGAGGACGGGGGGGAGGACGGGGUGGGGGGUGUGUCAUAGGUGGCUUGGGAGGGGGGUUAUUGUGGUGGGCGUGGUUAAUGGGGGGAUUGGGUUGCAUGCUGCUAGGGGGAUGGGGAUGGCGCCGUUGGGGGCGGUCAUUGGGUAUGCGGUUGUGGCGGGCGUGGUUGGAGUGGUUUAUGUGGUGGGUGUGCUGGUGGGGUGGGUGGUGGAGAGGAGGAGGAAGAGGGUGGAGGGGGAGAGGGUAGAUGGGGAGGGAGUUGGGGAGGUGCAGAGGGGGGCAAGUGUGGAGGGGAGGGAUGUGCGGGAGAAUGAUGGGGAGAAGGGAGGGAGUGUGGAGGAGAGGGAUGGUUAG